CGGCCACCUGCUGGCUCAAUGUCCUCGCGCCCAUACAGCGUGCAGCGUGGUGAAGAAAGGGUGGUAGAAAGAGAGGAUGUGGUAACCUCCAUAUAGGGGUUUCAGUGCAGUAGACAGUGGGUGUUAACAACGGUUAAUGUGUUACAGUCAACAGGCGAGUCAUUUCCCCGCUGCGAUGCUGCCGUCCCAUUACAAGUGACAUUUCAAGGAGCAGGACCCGCGGACGGUGGACCAAUCAGCAGGUGGAAGGCAGCUAAUCAGCUAACGGGCACCACCUGCUUGCUCACUCACAGACACAGGAGGAGGGACAAAUAUCUGCACACAAAUGACAUAACGACCCAGGGAAAUGCGUAUUUUUUGGAAAAACAUUUUGGCAGUGCUGCUUCUUGUCGGAGGAUUGUACUACAUGAGCCAAUCAAACUUCCUUAUUACUGGCCAGUCACAGAAGGUGAUUACAAAUGAGUUAACAUGGAGCGUACAGAGGCUGGUUAGUAAGGAGUCCUGGGUGGAGCAGGGGGAUUACCUCCCUCUCAAUGUGUCCUACCAGCUGCUGGCUGGAGCACCAUCUACUCAACAGAGGUUUUUAUCAGUAGGACUGUCCUCUGUGAAGAGGGCGAAGGGAAGCUAUCUCAUCCCCACCCUGCAGUCCCUCUUCUCCCAGUCUUCUCCUGAAGAGCGCUCUUCCAUGGUGGUGGUGGUGCUGCUAGCAGACUUCGAUGUCAGUUGGAGAGUCAGCACAGUGACUGAGAUCAAAACUGCAUUUUCCUUGGAGCUGGAGCAAGGCCAGCUGGUGGUCCUCCACGUUCCUCAGGAGAUGUACCCUCCUUAUACAGGUCUUAAGAGGAACUACAACGAUCUUCCAGAAAGGGUAUCGUUUCGCUCCAAGCAGAACCUGGAUUACUCCUUCCUGAUCCUCUACAGUGCUAGUCUUGGUCAAUACUACCUCCAGAUCGAGGACGACGUUUUCUCUGCCAAGAAUUUCCUUUCCACCAUCAAGAGGCGUGUGGCGGAGCAAGAGGCGAAGAAGACCACCUGGGCGAUGCUGGAGUUCUCGGCCCUCGGUUACAUCGGCAAGCUCUACAAAUCAGCCCAGCUUCCUCUCCUGGCACGCUUUCUCUUCCUCUUCUACCAGGAAAUGCCUUGCGACUGGUUAAUGGGUCGCUUCCGAGAUUUGAUGACUCAGAAAGAGCCAAUCCUUUUCAAACCCUCGCUGUUCCAACACAUGGGAACCUACUCCUCGUUCCAAGGCACAUACAACAAGCUUAAGGACAAGGACUUUGAGGAGCAGUAUACCAAUCCUUCCGCUGAGGUUUAUACUGAUAUGUCCUCCUACAAAAAACAUUUUCCCAAACUGGCCUGGGACGCUGGGGAGGAUUUCUUUUGGGGACGCUCCCCAGAAAAGGGUAAUCACCUGACUGUGGUGUUCAGAGGCCCUACACUAGUGACAGGGAUUAUGGUAGAAACAGGGUCAGGGGGCAAAGACCUCCUAGAGUCAGCUCAGGUGGAGAUAGGCCAUGACGUGAUCACCACAGAGAAAGACAGGAGUUGUAAAGAGUUCCAGACAGUUGGGACGUUCAAAAAUGGGUUGUUUGAGAUCCAAGAGAUGGACAAAAAGUACACCUCUGCCUCUUCCUGUCUGAGGAUACAGAUCACAGCUGCGCAGAAGGAUUGGCUGAUCAUUACCAAAAUCAGGAUCUCAACAAAGCUUCGUACAUCCACAAACCAAGCCUAGGAAGGACACUUGCCUUCCUGCCAGGGGAAUAGUUUUGUAUCUGCUGGAUGCAGGCUAAACAUGUGCCUUGUUGAACAGUUCCAUUGACCAAACAUCUAUCCAGAAACAGUUUGAAGCUACUGUCAAUAUAAUGUUUGAUUAAGGCAAGAUGUAUAGACGAUGUGUGCACAUAAAACCAUGCUUUGCCUCUUUAAAAACAUAAACUGGUAUUUAUAAAGGAAGAGUGCAGAUUGUCUGUUCAUUUAAGUUAGAGUAGAGAAUAAUGUGAUUUGUAUUUACUGGUUCAGCAGCUUUAUUAAAUCCAUUAUAAAGGAAGAGUGUUUAGUAAGAAUGUGUUGCCCUCCCACAUAACAUGCCACCAGGCAUACAUUGAUCCAGAUAGCCUGGUGUGAUAUGAAGACGUGGAAAUAAAAAUAAGGUGAGACACAGGA
Molecule: messenger RNA, 2163 nt
Organism: Trematomus bernacchii (emerald rockcod)
Lineage: Eukaryota; Metazoa; Chordata; Actinopteri; Perciformes; Nototheniidae
Product: alpha-1,3-mannosyl-glycoprotein 4-beta-N-acetylglucosaminyltransferase C-like
Exons: 6
Coding region: 347-1732 (461 amino acids)
Biological process (GO): protein N-linked glycosylation
Molecular function (GO): acetylglucosaminyltransferase activity
Source: RefSeq, a predicted model, not a curated record